Messenger RNA from Penaeus indicus, 2331 nucleotides. RefSeq names its product transient receptor potential channel-like. The transcript is spliced from 18 exons. The coding region runs from base 1 to 2331 and encodes 776 amino acids. Lineage: Eukaryota; Metazoa; Arthropoda; Malacostraca; Decapoda; Penaeidae. Gene Ontology annotation, biological process: calcium ion transmembrane transport. The record is from RefSeq and is a predicted model, not a curated record. Gene Ontology annotation, cellular component: plasma membrane. Gene Ontology annotation, molecular function: ligand-gated calcium channel activity.
AUGGGGCGCACCGCUCCCCGCCACUCACGCUACCUGACAGAGCAUGGAGUUGAACCCAAGAUCAGCAUAAAAGACCUGAUCGAUACCCCGACGAACGGCGCCAACUGCAGUUCGGUGACACUCGACGCCGCUCGCUCGGCGCUGUCUCCGCCCCUCGUUCGCACUAAAGGCAAAGUGGAUACGAAAUGGACCUCCUUGGACUACCAAAAACAAUUCAGGAGGAAGGAGUGCGUGAGGUAUAGUUAUCGGGAAAGUGUCACUCGCACAGUUAUUGAAAGUGUAUUAUACGUGCCAGUCCCCGAAAAGCCUGGGAUGUGUUACUGCGGCCUACGAGAAAGACAACACGUCAAUCCACUCUCUGGCAUUCACCCGGUUCACUCCCGGAGAUUUUCGGUGUGGGAGCCCUUCGCGAUUUUGGACCUCCAUUACCUCAAGGUGCCAACGCGAGGGUCACAAGAUGCCUGGCACCAUGAAAAGGACAUUAAGGAGUUCCCGACUGAUGCUUAUGGAUCUCUGUUCUUCAGGCAGGAUCCAAAGGGAUUCUUCAAAGUGGCCCACUACAUCAGGCUCUCCGACGACACACGAAUCUGGAGGAGCAACGAGGAUCCUCCUUCCGCGGACAACGACAAUCCGGAGGUCCUACAGCUGUUUGUACAUGUCUGGAACUUGUUGGAACCCGAGCCACCGAGACUCGUCAUCUCUUUCACUGGAGACGAAAAGAAGUUUAGUCUCGAAGGGGCAAAGAAGAAGACAUUUAUGGCCGGGCUGAUGAAGACUGUAGAAUCAACGAAUUCUUGGCUGUUGACCGAUGGAAGUGACUCUGGUCUAGCGAAGGUGGUGGGGCAGACAGUGAGCCAGAUGCAGACUAUAACUGAGAUGCCCCAGAUUAAAUGCAUCGGGGUAACUUCCUAUACUUCCUGCAAAAACAAGGACAGUAUGCUGAACACAAAUGUGAAGAACAGAAACAAAAAACAUUUCGACCACACUCACUUCCUCUUGGUAGACAACGGGCUUCACUCUCCCGCCUUCGCUUCGGUUGACACCUUCCGGACGCGUCUCGAAGAAGCCCUACACAUACCGAGUCCCAGAGGCUUGGAAGUCCCUGUGAUCAUGCUGCUUCUCGACGGCGGGGUCAGGGCGAUCGACAGGUGCUUGAAGGCCCUGAAGAGGCGUGUUCCUGUGUUGGUGGUGCAGGGCUCUGGCGGGGCGGCGGAUCUCCUGGCUGAUUCCACAGAGGGUUAUUUACCAUCGAGUCGGAACUGCGAUGAGGAAGAAGAGGUGCUUCAGAUUAUUUUCUCUAAGGUGCCAAUGUACAUAUACGAUUUAGACGAGAAACAGCGCAUGGAAUGUGCCAAAAAAGUCCUGGAAUGUUGCAAGGUAGAAAAUAGAAUAACAAUCUACAACAUAGACACCGACUCAAGCCUAGACAAAUCCAUUCUCACUGCACUCAGAACAGGGAAAGCCAACCCUGCGGACGAGUUGAGGUUAGCCUUGGAGUGGGAUCGCGUUGACGUGGCCGAAAGUUGCCUGAACGCAGAGAUCGGCAACUUGAGUGAAGUCAUGAGACUGGCGCUGCUGGAGGAAAAGGUCGAUUUUGUCGAUCUUUUAAUCACGUGGGGAUUUGUGAUGUCGAGUUUCCUGACGGUGGUGGAACUGAGGAGCCUUUAUAACCUCACGAGAUAUAAGAAACCAAAAGCACACAUUCGGGAACUCCUGGGACACGGGAGCGACGACAAACCACUGAAGUUAAACGACGUCCACAAAUUUCUGAAGCAGGUCGUCAGCUCCCACUCGCACCGCUACUACCGAGACGCGAACAGCCUCUUCAACUUUUGUUCGACGAUUAACAAAAUUACGUUUGAGGACCCAUACCUCGAACUGCUGAUCUGGGCCAUCCUAACCCGGAGGAACAACCUGGCCAAGUACUUGUGGGACACUUGUAAUUUCCCUCUAAACACCGCUAUUGUGGCCACGUGUAUCUAUCAAGGAGUCAGGGACAAAGUUACCGAUAGUGCUGUCAGAGCGGAGUGCAAAACUAUGAAGGAUCAUUUCGAAACCAUAGCUAUAAAAUUGACUGACCUGAGCUAUGACAAGAACGUCACCAACUCCGUCAGCCUGAUCCACCAGAGGUACAUGAGGUGGGGCGGCCUCAGCACCCUCGACCUGGCCGUCGUGGCGCGAGACAUGAGCUUCAUCUCUUCCCCGUGCGCAAGGGCGGGGCAGGACAUGCGCUGGAAAAGCAUACGCGUGUAUGUAUUGGAACGCGCCUUCUGGAGCUCGCAGCUUAUUUCUGUUUUUAGAAUCAAGCCUUUUUUAGUUUGUUCUGACUAG